Messenger RNA from Protopolystoma xenopodis, 845 nucleotides. NCBI's taxonomy places the organism in Eukaryota, Metazoa, Platyhelminthes, Monogenea, Polystomatidea, Polystomatidae. The record is from the annotation of a GenBank genome assembly.
AGCCCUUGACUUUGGAAGAUUCUGGAGACCUAUUGGCCCAAUGGCGGCUGCGGCGUCGGCUUGAAGAUGCCAAGCAAUCUGAAUUGAUGAUGGCUCGCUCUAUGACACAACGGCCUCUCUGUCUUUCAUGCAACUCUGUUGCAUCAUCCAGUUCUUCCAAAUGUAUGCAGCCUCUAGAACCUAACAAUGGCGAAUUUUGGCCACCUAAUCCAUUUUCCAAUGUCAUAUCAAAGAGUGAUGCUGGCGUACAAUGGCAAGCAAUUGAGACUAAAGAGCCGGAACGAGAUACAGAUCUCAUUGGACCACAACCUCUUCGUUCUGUGGCACUUCAGUACUCCAAAAUGGAAAACAUUAAACCCAUCAAUCAAGUCAGUGUUAUGCUUCAGACUCAGCCAAAUCUCAGCAAUUCUGAAGCCUAUAAUCUGUCUACUGGAAUGAAUCAUACUCUUGAUUCGGCUAGGCAAAAUGACCAUUCAACCCAGACUCCAUUAUUCCAGGCGUCUUCUUUACCAGUCACGGGCCUGACUAGAGGUCAUUCUUCGAAAGGUCUGCAGGCUAACCUCUCUGGCUCUGGCACUCCACCCCCUAAGGCAUCUUCAACCAGAGACUACAAGUCCGUAUUUAAUCAGCUCGUCUCUCAGGUAUUUAAAUGGCGUAUUCCAUUUUGUGUCGUGAGUAGAAUUUCAAAACCGUUGAUAGUGAAUAUAUUUGUAAUAUUAACUUCUCUGUUCUUCCAUUAUCUUCAUUAUGUAAUUGUUGGGAAGAUGUUAGAAUACCUUUCAUUUUGUUUGACGUGGCGAGUGGAAAGGGUUCGUAAGUUCACUAAACUUGGUGAGCUAUUGUAA